GUGUAGGGUGGCAGAGGGGGCGGUCCGCUCCUUUGAGGGUGACACGAUUGUGAUAAUUAUAAUUGUUUCGAAAAAAAAUCUUUGAAACUUUAGAAUGAACGUCACCCGUCUUUGAAGUUCAUUCGAAUCUUUUCUGUGAUUGGUAUCAUUAUUUAGUAAACAAUAUCACUAUGGAAUUGUUUAUGUGAAGAAUCUUUUCAGUUUUUUUUAUUUUGGAUGGAAAAAGUUACUGAUUUGAGUAACGAAACCCCUCAUUAAAGGGGUACUCUAGUGUAGAGGCAGGAAUUUCGGGCGUUUUUUGAGCUCUGAACAAACGAAGCAAGGAAUAUUUUCGCUAUCCCCUUUUUCAUGACUAGUUUCUCUAUGUUUUAACAAUUGAACAAGAAAUAAACAGUGAAAAUAUUCAAAAUUAGAAUCGUUACAAGCUGGUGAAGUGAGUGGGCUCAAAGAAAGUUACGCCAUGGCGUAAAUGAUUCCAGCCCUUCUGGUUAUUUGAAACGAAAAAAUAGAACAGAUUAGUAAAGGUGCCGGUAUCAUAUCGUAUGAGCCUCAGCUAAGUGAAAAAUCAUUGAAAUGACUAUAACUUGGUAAACGAUGGAAUUUACGAAAAGUCCUUUCUGGGGUAAAUCUUGAAUGUCUAAACUUCAAGAAUAUAAAGGAAAAAAAUGCUGGUAAUGUUGCUUGUUGCUGAAAAGAGCAUUGAUCGUUUUCAUUAAGAAUUACAAAUUUAUUUAUUUGCAAAUUUUUACGACGAAGUUUCGAAAAGCAAGUAGUUACAAGAGAUUUCAAGGUUCCAUGGACAUUUAAAGACCGCUGGAAUUAACCUAGACGAUGCCAAUCAUUAGUGUACAUUGGAAGUAAUACAGUUCAUCAUGAAAUGAAACUUCUAAGGAACGCUAGUUUGAAGCUGUUACUACCGAUUUGCGUUUUCAUGGCAUCUAGUGGAAGAGGCUUAUCAAAGUUGAAAUUAAUUAAAAAUUAUUUGCGGCCAACGAUGGAACAUGGCAUGCUUAAAUGGAUUGGUUUUGUUGUCAACCGAAAGUAAAUUGACUAACUCUGUUGACUUUGACGAUGUGUUCAGACAAAUUGUUGCUGUUAAGUCGAGACGUGUAAUGAUUUUACAAUUUGUUGUUCGUGGUUUUUUCUGUUUUUAGUUCUUCAGCGCACUGUUUUGACAAGUUGCAAGUGUUCAUUGACAUUUCAUUAUUAAACUUACAAAUAAUUGACUUUUGUUAUCGAAAUCAAUGCUCUGUUAAAAAUGCUUCAGCGAUGAAUUACAUUUUUGGUUGAACGGAUACGUUGAUAAACAAAAUUGUCGUAUUUGGUCCCGAAUGCAUCCCGAAAAAUGUAUUGUAUGGUGCGGUUUGUGGUCCGGAGGAAUCGUUGGGCCGUACUUCUUUAAAGAUGAAGAUGAGAACAAUGUUGCUGACAAUAGUGAUCGCUAUUGUGCGGUGAUUUUCAAUUUCUGUCAAUUAAAAACCCGUUUUGUUAAUUAUUAAAUCACCCGUUUUAUUAAUAAUAAUUAACCUCAAAUUUAUAUUUCUUGGAUCAGUAAAUUUGAUUUUUCACCAGAGAAUGAAAACAAAGGCUUGAUAACAAAAUUUAAUUGGAGGGGUGACCCCAAGACACUCACCCCGUGUGUCACCUGGCCACGCCACGCCACUGGUCCACCGGAUUACAGUAUGCAAAAUUGCGAUCAAUUCGGGUAAUUCUGACUCGAUCGGAUUUCAGAAUUCGGGUGAGUAGUUGAUCAGUAGACGGAUUACCUCAGGGCGUAUUUCUUCCACAAACCAAACUAAAAACAUGCCUACGAGGUAAUCCCUUUCGUUUGUCAUUCGACCGAAUAUAUUCAGCACCUUGUGGGAUCGAAUAUGUGAAAUGCUUCAAAUAUGCUUAUUAAAGAUUCUAUUUUUUUGAUCACACAUGCUGUAAUGACACGGAAUUGCGUUUUGGCCUGUCAAUAGCAAAGGCUGUGUCGACAUUGCUCAUGAUAGAGUCUCGCAAGUGAAUAUAUUCCUCCUCACGGCGCUCCUGUUUAUUGUGUCGUAGGUAUCGCAAUAGUUUGUUCUCUACCUUCGCAUACAUGUCGACUAUGGAUUAUUAGUACAGUAAAACCUUUUUUUUUGUGCGUUUUUUUGUCCUUGUGCGAUUUUUUUGUGCGGUAUAUGAAAAGAAGCAUAUUUGACGAAGUUAUCGUCCAUUUAGUUUUUUUUCGAUGGUUCAUAUGCAUUUCAGUGCGAGAAAAGCAUAUUUGCGUCUCAAUUGUCCACUCCUGAAAUCAUUAUCCUCCUCCCAUAAAAUGCUCUAAGUUUUUGCAUGACAUGAUUUCUAACAGCAACACGUUUCGACAUGUAACUAAAAGCACAAAACAGCCACGAGCAACCGAAAAGGCAAACUGUCCCAUCGCAAAGCAGGGAAACAAAAGGUAAUUGAACGGUGAACGGCGUGGAUUUGAGUUAUUUUCUUGGGGGAAACUUUUUUUAUGCGGUCCCUAUCUACCGCACAAAAAAAGUUUUUUUUUAAAAUGUGUACCGAACACGAUUUUUUAAAGCUACUGGUGAAGUUUUACACGAUUUUUUAUGCAAUUUUUUUUAGCGGUCCCUAUCCCCCGCACAAAAAAAGGUUUGCCUGUACAGCUCACGGCAUCGUAGGAUGACGUUGUCCAGGUAAUGUCGAACGAUACACAUAAAAAUCCGUCGAGCUCUCCCCACUCUUUUGUUUGUUCCUCUCCUCUAAACGCAUGUAAAUAAAUAUUAUGUGGAGGGAUCUCGUUUUUUAAUGCUUAUGCUUGUUUCUUUGAACGGCUGAGGGGUUUUCCGUCAAAGAAUUUCCUUUUAUUUGCACUGUGGUCACACAUAUACUAAAGCUUGUCACUCAGAAUAUAUUCAAUGAGAGUUACUCGGCAUAGAAAUCUGAUAAAAAUAACGCAAGUGAUACUAAUACAUUCUUCUUCACAAUUUCUCAUGUCGCUAUACAGUCGUCUACCAUACUGCCCAUGUUUGUAUAGAAGACGUAAGCGACAAAACUAAAAAAAUCAGCUUUUUCGCCGUUUUGAAUUCUACGCAAUGUAAUACGUUUGCUCAACAUGCACUUGUUGCACUUUGCACUUAUUCGAAAACAUUUGAGCAAUUUUGAAAAAACGUUUCCGAAAAAUUACUGUUUGUCCGGAUAACAGACGUAGUUCCAUACAGCUUUCAUACAUCGUUCGAAAAUCAACAAUUAUAAGUAUUAUGCGUUAUAAGCUAAAUCUACAUUUGAAUCACAUUCUUUGUAGAGUCCAAACAUGCCUGUCACGAUUAUUUAGUGUUUCCUAAUAGAUGAAUAUAAGAAACCAUUGGAACACUGCUCAUAUAAUUGCUAUUUUCUGUACACUGCACUGCGAUGAACAUAGAGAAGCAAUUGUGUUUUUUAUUGUUAUAACUACCUAAAUUUCUGCAUUUGAACCUUCAAGUAGAUAAUGAAACAAUCAGAUCAAUAGUAAAAUAGAAUAAUAUUGAUUCUUAGCAUUAUAACUCCUCGGAUUCGACACCGAAUUAUUCCACAUACUCAGCAUUAUUCCUACCGUUGGUAUAAGUCACUCCACCAUCUUUAUGCGAUUGAUCGUGAUAUCGGUGAUUGCUAAAAUUACCAACAUCGCAGAUUUCCUUUACAAAUUCAAUUAAUUGAAACAACGCGAACUGGCUGUUCUUAUCAUAUCCCAGAGCAUUCAGGAGAAAAGUACUAUUCUAGAAUCGCAACAAAUCCAGAGCACCUUUUCCCGACAUUUCACUAAAUUUCGUUCAAACCUUUUUGAUUUUAUCCGAUAACAGCUAAAACUACCGACGGAGACGUUUUGACUAUUAUCGGAAAUGUAAAUACUAACGCUGCAGACAGAGCAACCUGGUGAUUAUGCCUAGCUAUGCAUUAAAAUUUGUAUGAAACCAACAUUAAAGGAUGGAAUAUAAUUGAUUUAUUUUAGAGCUAAGCUACGUAGAAGUGAAUGCGGAUGAAUCAAUUCUAUAUUGCAAGUAAAGAGUGACAUCUGUGUUGAUUUCCUAAAAUAGAAGCAACAAGUAUUAAUUUACCGAUGGCCUGACACAUUAACUAACAUCGCAAACUAAUUUAUCACUCCGAUGCGAACCUAAUCCUGAAGCUCUCCAUCCAUUAUUCCGCGAAGUGCCAUCCUUGACAUCAACAUUAAAGAUUAAUCAAUAAUGUUCAGUCUGUACCCCGUCGGUUUCACUGCAAUGGUCUCAGUGAUCUAUCGUUUCCAUUAUUACAGUAGUCGAGAUGCUUACGAAUCAUCAAAUUGCAACCAUUUUGUGGAAAACUACAUUUGUACCGAUUCAAAUACUAGGAUUCACUCCUCUAAUCUUCGACGCCAAUGAAAAAUGCUUCCGACGAACCAAAUGGCGUACCCUCACCACCUAUGUAUUCAGUAUAGUGGGUGUUGUGCUCCCAGUAAUCACGUACGGCAAAAUGUUGAAUAUGAUGUUUCUGGAGUCAUAUCUGAGCAAUUCGCUAGUGUUUUGUCAAAUCGCGUCGUGCUACCUGAUCGUUGCCUCGUCGUACAUCACAUCGGUGAUCAACAUGAACGAGAUAGAACACGUGCUCAAUACUUUCGUCAAACUUUACCGAGCAUUAGUAAGCGAACCCUGUCUCCUCGAUAGGCGGCUUUUGAAGAAGUUCCUGAACAAAGUAGUGAUCGUUGAUUUGAUUAUUUUCACAGUAUCGUAUGGUACUUAUUUACCGCAAACGAGCAAGAUGCAGUUUUUAUCGGCAGUGGCAUGGUUUUUGAAUGUUGUCUACACAUUGCCUUUAAUAAUAGUUUGCAACAUAGUCCAAGCUCUGGCCGUUCUAGCUUCAACACUCUACUGGAACGUGAACCAUCGGGUCAAGAAGGUGACCGAGCGUUUGGGUCAGCUUGACAAGGAUGAAUCGUACUGGAAACGAAAUGAGAAAGAGAAGAUGAUCAUUUGUGAAACAUUGAAUAGGGAAAUCAACAGCCUCUGCCAGUGGCAUCGUACGAUUAACGAAGCCGUUCAACGACUGACAGACGUGUUCGCAGUACCGAUAAUAUGUAUAAUGUUGUUUCAGUUUAUCAUCUCUCUAUCAGAGAUAUAUUACAACUACGGCAUGCUGAUGAAAGCCACUCAUGAACAUCAGGAACCGAACUACUAUCAAUUAGCAGGUGCUAUGUUUUUCGUUUUAUUGUGUGCAACUCAGGUCUAUUACACGGUUGCUUUUUGCGCACACAUGACGAAAAGGGCGGAAAAAACCGGCGCCUUGCUCAAUGAAUUUUUCCAAUCUGAUGUAGACGAGCGUGUUGAGUUGAGCGUAAAUAGCAGUAACUAUUAUUUAACAUUCGUGAUCACAGGAUUUUUGGUUGGUCCAUAUCUAGUUGGAGAUUCUCAUUUUUAGAAUGUAUCUUCAACCCAUAGCAUGGGAAACCUGCUGAGUCUUCCAAUCGAGUUUAAACCUUUGGUCACGAUUGUAUCAUUGAUAAGCAAAUGAUAUUUUUGUUCUUGUUCACAGAUUGAAAUAUUUUCACUAGAGAUGUUACAUCACAAUUAUAAGAUUGAUGUUUAUGGCCUCUACACCCUCGAUUUUACGCUGAUUUACUCGGUAAUACAGUUCUAAUGACUGUUUUACAAUUCUUCUCAGAUUGACUGUUGCGAUGUGUGGAAAAAUUCUGUUAUUCAAUUUAUUUUGAUAUUCAUUCUCCUAAUCUUCCUAUUUCUCCUAUUUUCAAUUUCAACCCAUUAUUGCGUUGACAUGCGAGAGAUUUAUGUACUGAGACAUUAUUCUUUGAAUGAGCUUUUUUUUGUUCACAGAAUCACCUAAAAUCUAUAGUGCGCCGAUUUGAAGAAAGUAUGUACUCAAAUUUUCAAUUUAUUGGAUGAAGUGUAUUUGAUGAUUGUUUAUCGUGUUUUUGAGAAGUUUUAGAUCACAACGCGUACACAAACAUUAUUUGUAUCACUAAU
Toxorhynchites rutilus septentrionalis is the source of this 5963-nucleotide messenger RNA. RefSeq lists its product as uncharacterized. The coding region runs from base 4270 to 5400 and encodes 376 amino acids. The record is from RefSeq and is a predicted model, not a curated record. Gene Ontology annotation, biological process: sensory perception of taste. Gene Ontology annotation, cellular component: membrane. The transcript is spliced from 3 exons. NCBI's taxonomy places the organism in Eukaryota, Metazoa, Arthropoda, Insecta, Diptera, Culicidae.